Molecule: messenger RNA, 1436 nt
Organism: Salvia hispanica
Lineage: Eukaryota; Viridiplantae; Streptophyta; Magnoliopsida; Lamiales; Lamiaceae
Product: cytochrome b561 and DOMON domain-containing protein At3g25290-like
Source: RefSeq, a predicted model, not a curated record
CAAAAAUCCCACUCCAUAGCCGCCCCUCGACGAAGCUUUGGAUCAUCCAAACUCCAUCGCCAUCUCCGCCGCUCUCUCUAUAUACAUACAUAUCUCCGCCACCAUGUCUUCCUCCGCCCACCAAUGGCUUCCCCACUCCUCCCCGCUCUCCUCCUCCUCUCCCUCUCCUCCCACCCCGCGCCGCCCUGCUCUUCCCACCAGUUCUCCACCAACAAAACCUACCCCUUCUGCGCCGACCUCCCCGCCCUCGGUGCCUCCCUCCACUGGGCCUACGACCCGGCCCAGGCCGCCCUCUCCCUCGCCUUCGUCGCCCCUCCGCCCGGGCCCAAGGGGUGGAUCUCCUGGGCCAUCAACCCCUCAGGCUCCGGCAUGAGGGGCUCUCAGGCCCUCGCCGCUUUCAAGGGCGCCGGGGGCGGGAUGGCGGUCAAGACGUUCAACGUCUCCGACUACGCACUGGCGGCGCCGACCGACGCCCUGUGGUUCGCGGUGAAUGAGACGGCGGCGGAGUUCGAUGGAGGGGUGAUGACUCUGUUUGCGAGGCUGGUGCUUCCGGAGAAGGGGAUCGCGGUGGUGAACCACGUGUGGCAGGUGGGGGGCGAGGUCGAGGGGGAGACGCCGCUCGAGCACGCGUCCAACCCGGAUAAUUUGAUGGCCAAAGGGAGACUUGAUUUGGUGAGGGGGACCGCGGCUUCCGCUGGAGCCGACAGUGGCAAUGAGAGGAGGAGUAGAAACAGAAAUAUCCAUGGGUUGCUAAAUGUUAUUAGCUGGGGCUUUAUGUUUCCGGCGGGUAUCGUGAUAGCUAGGUAUUUGCGCGUAUUUCCGUCAGCCAAUCCGGCAUGGUUCUACCUCCAUGUUUCUUGCCAAGUUUCGGCCUAUGCCAUCGGGGUGGCCGGUUGGGGCACAGGCCUCAAGCUUGGUGGUGAAUCGAAAGGCAUCACACAUUCUUUCCAUCGCAAUAUCGGCAUUACCCUAUUUGCCCUAGCUACUCUACAGAUGUUUGCAUUAGUUUUGAGACCAAAAAAAGACCACAAGUAUAGAUCAUAUUGGAACAUAUAUCACCACGUAAUCGGAUACACGAUAGUUGCGCUCGGCAUCACCAAUGUGUUCAAAGGCUUUGACAUAUUGAAGCCUCAAGAAAAAUGGAGAACUACAUACAUUGUGGUGAUUGCCGUUUUAGGAGGAAUUGCUAUGCUAUUGGAAGCAAUCACUUGGAUUGUUGUUCUACGUAGGAGAAAGCAAACUAGGAAAUAAUAAAAAGAAAAAGUUUCUUCGUUUCUUCAUUUUGGUGAAAUUCCACAAUUAAUAUUAAUUGCAUUUCUAGUUGAAGCUAACUUAAUUUUAUAAAUAUUCAUAUAUGUUAUUUCGCAUGGAUACACACAUUGUACCCUCUUUUAUAAACUUUAAAACAUUUUCUUGUUUCCUCCCAUUCCCAAUAA